Messenger RNA from Penicillium salamii, 1101 nucleotides. The record is from the annotation of a GenBank genome assembly. NCBI's taxonomy places the organism in Eukaryota, Fungi, Ascomycota, Eurotiomycetes, Eurotiales, Aspergillaceae.
AUGGUCGAACUCAUUCACCCCCCAGAGACUCGUCAGCUUCUCCCUCCCCUCCUCGCCUGCCUUCCACUCGCCUUCGUCUCGCCCCGCGCACCUCCAGCUCUCCUCCCGCUCCUCUCCCCCAUUCUGCGCCAACGAGUCGGUGUCCUCAGCUCGCUCUCCACAUCCGCCACAGAAUCAUGGUUACAAUUACUCUGUUGGGAUACCGAGAAGGCAGAACGUCUACGGGCAAUCAUUGACGGUGCCACUUUCGAACCCCACCCCGUCUCAGGCGAGAUCGAGCUCCCCGAUGAGCUUCCCGUGACAUACAAACGGGUGGACGAUGAAACCCUCAAAGCACAAGUGCCUCUCCAUGACUACUGCAUUACAGUAGUUUACCUCUGGUGUCCAACGGACGAAGAAGGUGGCGGUCGUGGUUGGCGAGUCGCUGAGCUUCUGCCACGGGAAGGCCCCGCGGACGAUGAAACCUGGGCAAUCUCUAUCGGCGAGGCAAAUCUCCAAGCAAGGGAGCAGUCGGGCACCAAUGUGCCGGAGGUCAAAUUCCAAGACAACACCUUAGAGGAAGAGGACGAUGACGAUGACUACUGGGCUCAGUACGAUGCUACACCCGGAUCCAAGACCCCAGCACAGCCUGCUGGCUCCUCGAAGCUGGGACCCUCAGGUCUAUCUGAACAGUCAUACUUCUCACAGUACGGGGACGUCCAGCCAGCUAUGGACAACCACGACCCCGGCGAGGAGCAGCCAGAGGUCGGUCCGUCCUCUCUCAAUGGGGACAUGUUGGCGAACUUGCUGCGACGACAGGUCAAUGGAAACUCCACAGACGAGGCCCGCACCAAUGGAUACUCACCUGGCCAGGUUCCCGACAGUGCUGCGCAGGCUUUGAAUCACCCCCGACCGGCGUCUGUCUCAUCUGGUGGCUCCGUAGCCAAGUUGGAAAAGGAAGCGGAGAGUCAGUCCACGUAUGAGGUUGGAGUGAAGCAACAUAUCGGUACGAGUAUCAAGAGUUUGUUCCGCCUGGCCAAGGCCACUGGAAUGCCUCGCGCGGAGUUCCAGUCGCUGGUCUCGACGGAAUUGGAGCUUCUGGACAUUACGGAUGACGAGUAA